AUGGCGGAGGACACAGCAUCGUCGUUGCCGGAUCUCGACCUUGAGAAUGGGACGCCCGGCUACGAGACGAUUGAAGAGCGCUGCUUCUCAGCAGCCCUCAUCUGCUUGGAGGGCCACUACACCAUACCGCCCAUGGGCCCUCAGACGGCAGCGAGGGUAUCAUCCAUGAUCGCCAAAACGCUCGAAAAGACACACACAUUCAAACAUGUCAGAGAAACAUUGUCACGAAACGUGGAAAUCUGGAUAUGGUUGACGAAGAUUUUCGGCGCCGCCAUUCCCAGUCUCACCACGCGCUCAGUAGGCCCACUGUCAAGCCUGAACGACCCUGAGAAGGGUGUCACACCUCAGGAAAGCACGGCUCUCAUCGUGAAAAACCAUCACAGUCUCAAGGAUGAUCUCUCUAUUCUUAACAAACUUAUGCACAUUGCCAGGAACCUACUGGUGACUUCAGAGCCGGAGGUCCCUCAGGAUAUUUGCGCCGCCGUUCACUUCGAUCAGAUGGUUUAUCAAACUAUCAUUUUGUGUGUGAACGUAACGAGCAAAGGAUAUGACGGCGAGAUUCUGGAUGAAACAUCCCGAGCGAAGUUGAAUGAGAUAACAGACAUGUACAAGAAGCUCUUGGUCACUUCCCUACAGCAAGCCCACAACUGGACUGCCAAGAACGACCGAAACAAGAUGUCGUUCUGGUACGACGUUCUCUUCGACGAGGACGCGCAGCUUGAUGAUCCUCAAGAAGGCAUGGGUGACGGUUCUGGAUUCCGCGUAGAUGUCGCUAAGACGGAAAUCCAACACUGGCUAGAGCGCAACUCGAGGAUGUGCGACACGGCUCGAAAGCUUCUCACAGAUUACUCUCAGAACAAGUCCCAUAAACCACCCGGCGUCCUCGCACCUAUCGCCCCUCUAGCAUGGAAUUGGUUCCCCGAGGGACAGGUCAAGGUUCGCGCAGACAACUACAAGGAAGGGGAGCGUGUUGUGCCAACGUGGGACCCCGAAAUUCAGGACAAGUUCGAGCAAGACCGGGCUUACUGCCGUGUCUCAAGAGAAAUCGAUACCUGGUGGCUGCGGGCUAGAGACGCUAAUUAUGACGGCUGGGCGGUGGCCAUGCCGUCCGUCGAAUUCGCCAAGCAGAGGACGGAGCACUGCAAGAACAACCUCCUCAACCGCUACACUCCGGUUCCUGUCAUGCACACAACAGAAGAGGCAGAGGUCGUUGAGAUUGAAGAGUCAGAACAGGACCUUCCCGAGGGCUCACCCGAGGAAUACGUCGAGGAUUACCAUCAAAUCGAAAACCUGGACGACAUGAUGGAUGACGAGGAUAUUGACGAUGACGAGUCGUAUGGUGAAGGACCGCUGACAGGCCUCCUCACUGAGAUUCCUAACAUUCUCGACCCCAAGCAAAUCGAGGCUCUUCACAUGAUUGUCAAGUCUUGCAUUCUUGACUCCGCCGGCACGGGCCUGACCCGCGCGGGCGAGAACCUGCAGAAGACGCGUUGCCGUAUGUUUCUUGCCCUCGACUGUGGCAAGUCCUUACUCCGUGAGAUGCUUGUCUUCAUUGCAGUCUGGGAGAAGGAUGAGCAGUCCCUCAUCUUCCAGAUCACUUCCCAGCUCAUCGAGGCUUUGCAUCACUCCGCCCUAGUUCCAUAUGCUUGGAACUCCCUACGCAUCCCAAAGGAUAUCAUCUCCCCGGCCCAGACCGUUCUCCUUCGCCUCGUCAACCAUAUUUUCCGCAGUCGCAUCAGCAACCCACCGCAGGACAAGAAGGACCAGGAUCGCGAUGUGAAGCUCGUCAUGUUUUUCUUCAGCUUCUUCCGCAGCCGCAUUGUCCCCGAAUGUGUUGCUCUCAUGCACCUCCAGGCACAGAUCCGCGAGGACAAUGUCGACCCAGCCGAGUUUCCUGUCGAUACCUGGGACAUGGAACGCGCUAAAGAUGGUCUCGCACAGUACCUUGACUUCCUUACCACCGCUUCUGAGAUCGCCGAGUCGCGCAAGAAACUCAUCGAGUGGGAGGCUGUGUACGACCUCAUCACUCUCCUCAACGGCCUCGAGGCCGGCGUUCCUAAGAAGCCUCUCGUCGAUGCUGUCCCGAGUCGCAACCGCCCCGCUGCCGCCGACCAACAACAAAGCUCCAGCGCCAACACCACACCGAUCGUUGAGCGUCCUUACUCAACGAACGACAGCCUCCCGCCCUCUCCACCCCCGCCGUCCCUCUCUGACCCGGCACAUAAGUACCCUUGGUCCGGCAUCAAGGGUCAGAUCUUUACGAUCCUUGCCACCCUCCUCCAACCCCCGCCGGGACAGUCAUCUCCAGGCAACCCAGAGGUACAAAACCAGAUGGUUAACCACAACGGUAUCGUGCCCCUGCUCAACUGCUGCGCUUACGACGACCACAACCCCUUCGCCAAGGAACGCGUUACGAUCUGUCUCAAGUGGCUUCUGGACGGCUGCGAGGCCGCAAACAAUUUCUUCCGCGAGCUCGUCAACCUCGCGCCCCCGCCGAACCUGCGACCUCCUCCGGGAGGCACGACCACCUCCACCAUCCGUGUCGACGGCAUCCAAGGCGAGGUCAAGGUCCAGGUCCGCUCCAAUUCGGCACCGGCAGGCGACGGCACAUCUCAAGAAGACGGUGAUGGGAAGAAACACGUGCACGACCCGUACGGUCUGGCGGAAAGCGCGGCCAAGAUGAACCUCUCAAACAAACGGCAGGGUACCAACGAGCCUUUCACGGAGGACGACUUCAUGUAG
Messenger RNA from Colletotrichum truncatum, 2742 nucleotides. RefSeq names its product Copper transport protein 86. The record is from RefSeq and is a predicted model, not a curated record. Gene Ontology annotation, cellular component: cytosol. NCBI's taxonomy places the organism in Eukaryota, Fungi, Ascomycota, Sordariomycetes, Glomerellales, Glomerellaceae.